Messenger RNA from Funneliformis geosporum, 420 nucleotides. NCBI's taxonomy places the organism in Eukaryota, Fungi, Glomeromycota, Glomeromycetes, Glomerales, Glomeraceae. The record is from the annotation of a GenBank genome assembly.
AUGGCUUCAAGUGAGCAACCUGUAUUUCCUUUAAAAACACGACAAACAGCUCGUUUACUAAAUGGAACACAUACAGAAGUAAUGGUUACGGGGUUCCAUGACAAAAUACUUGUAAUUGUUACUCAAUACGGAAGAAUUGGCAGUUUGAUUUACGUGACGGUUGAUUCACUUUCACCAACGGUACUAUCGGUAACACCUUCCACUACCACCAAUAUAAAAUUUCUUUUCGGAUCCAUGACGUUGUUAUACCAAUUGUACGCAUCACAUCUAGCUACUGUGAUAGCGGCAGACAAUCCAAUGGAUGGAAGAUCCGUGGUAGUGGGGUUGGCAUUAAAGAAAAGUGGAGAUGAUGAUGAGGUUGGAAACAAAGAAGUAUUUGAAGAAGUAGUAUCGAUGGUAAAGGAAUGUAGAGUUUGGUGA